Molecule: messenger RNA, 1530 nt
Organism: Thyridium curvatum
Lineage: Eukaryota; Fungi; Ascomycota; Sordariomycetes; Thyridiales; Thyridiaceae
Exons: 1
Coding region: 1-1530 (509 amino acids)
Source: RefSeq, a predicted model, not a curated record
AUGUGGGGAGUACGCUCUGACAUACAGAUUGCUGGUCACGUGUUUGGUAGGUGUGCCCCACACCACCUCUGGAACCAGGAGACAUUCUCCUGCCCGCCAACCGCCGCGUCGCUCGCGAAUCUAGAAACUGCUAUCAACGAGGCAGUUGACCACACAAGCGACCUGCUCGACACGCAAAAGGCCAACCUGAGGGUGACCCAAUUGUGGCUGCGUAUCAUUCUGUGGCAGAUACGAUUGCACCUGGGCCACCUUGUGGAGGACGCGCACCCGAUCAGCCUCACCUACCACUACCCGCUCGAAUUCGCCAAGGAUCUCGUCUUGUCGACGCAAGAUCUCUCAGUCGACAGCAUCAAGGUCCACGGCGUGGGGAUUACUGAAAAGCUCCUGGAUAUCGCCUGUGCUGUGGUUGACGUCUUGGCCUGCAUCCCACUGACGGCCUCAAAAAACUUGACAACACAGUCUGGCUCCAAGCAGAUGGAAACAAUCACUUUCUCCAGUUCUCACGAAUCUUUCAUCAGACCUAGAAUGUCCCUUUUAUCGCUUCCUGCAGAGAUUCAGCUUUGUGUGCUGGGUUUUUUAGGGUCUGGCUUUUUCCAAGAAGAUUCGCGUCGCCUUACAGUCUCCGCACAAUGGCAUGCAGUCGCCAUCCAGGUCAUGUUCUGGAACCUGCAGCUGACAGUUAACUCUCUCAAAAGGUUAACAGAGAAUGAGGCAGCUCUUGGGCGAUGUAGAGUUCAUACCCGAACUGUCAGGCUCCUAUUUGAGACCUUCAAGGGUCUCUCGGCUCCAGUCGCUUCCAACCCAGAUCUCGUGGCCACUCAGAUAAGCAGAUCAUUGCUAAAGCUGGCGCCGACGUUGCAGCAAUGCAGAGGCUUGAACAGACUCGAACUAAAGGCACUGCACUAUGAGUUUCAAGAUCUUGAGCCUCAAUCUAGGCUACAUUACCAAUACUUGAUGCCUAAGCCUCUAUCCCAGCUCCUUACCGUUCAAAAUUUGACCAGCCUUCGACUCGACAUUGCGGGCUCACAAAUUUCGAAGGCCGUUCCCGACAUCCAUCUAUGCGCCUCCAUUCAAGCUCUAAUGCCAUCGUUACGAUGUCUUCAUUGCCGGAUGGAGACCAUUUGUACAAGCCUCUUGGAUAUAUCCAGCAUCGACCAGAGUAUUGGCUUGGAAGAACUCAUCAUCAACUUGAGCCUGUCAAAUUUGACCGAUACAUGGACAGCAUACCGUUUUCCAAAGUGGUGUCAGUCCGACCGACUAGAAGGUGUUUCGGUGCUUCGAAACGAGUUAGAGGACCAAGCAGCUGAGCUUGCAUCGCAUUUGGACACCGCACGCUGUAUACGAGUCAUCUCGCACACAUUUCCAUCUUUGGAUUGGGUAGCCUUCGAUGCUGUGCAAGGACGGCGCGUUCGACUAGAGGCUGGCUCAGAAUGGGACGCACAGGGCGAAACGCUGGAGGACACAAGCAGUGAGGAUGAGACAGAUCUCUUCGAGAGCGAGCCGGAUUCCCCAGCGCAGAUCACUCUCUAA